Molecule: messenger RNA, 4127 nt
Organism: Sinocyclocheilus grahami
Lineage: Eukaryota; Metazoa; Chordata; Actinopteri; Cypriniformes; Cyprinidae
Product: GRIP1-associated protein 1-like
Exons: 27
Coding region: 181-2640 (819 amino acids)
Biological process (GO): regulation of modification of synaptic structure; regulation of neurotransmitter receptor transport, endosome to postsynaptic membrane; neurotransmitter receptor transport, endosome to postsynaptic membrane
Cellular component (GO): postsynaptic recycling endosome; glutamatergic synapse; extrinsic component of postsynaptic early endosome membrane
Source: RefSeq, a predicted model, not a curated record
GCGGGGUUUCUGUCAGCAAGCCAAAGCGUUUAGCUGGGGGGCAUCAGAAAGCUGCAGCUUUAACCUUCUUCAUCUUAUCAGGAUGACAGUUAAUUUGCAAAUACAAGGUUGACAGAAAACACAGUAAUAGCAGACAGAGAGAGUUUGUAUUCUGUCCAGCAGUGUUUUACUGUAUUGAAGAUGGCGCAAGCACUGUCAGAAGAGGAGUUCCACCGUAUGCAGGCUCAGCUCUUGGAGCUGAGAACACAGAACUACCAACUCUCUGAUGAGCUGCGGAAAAAUACAGCAGAGCUCAACAGUGUCCGUCAGAAGACCUCGAACCUGGAGAAAGACUAUGUCAAAGCGCAGAAGGCUUUGAACAAGAGCAAGAAAGCACAGGAGGUAGAUGCCUUACUCAGUGAGAAUAAAAUGCUUCAGGGCAAGUUACACAGUCAGGAAGAUGACUUCAGACUCCAGAACAGCACUCUCAUGCAAGAGCUGUCCAAGUUAUGUUCCCAGAUCGAGCAGUUAGAAUUAGAGAAUCGGAGACUGAGGGAGGGUCAAGGGCUGGAAGGACCCGCCUCCAGCCCUGCCUCUGGUCCAGUGGAUGCUGAACUCCUCCGUCUGCAGGCUGAAAACUCCGCCCUGCAGAAGAAAUUAAAAGCUCUUCAAGAAUGUGCAGAUGUUAAUGAUGGAAAAGCAGCACUCAUCGAUGGAUCGGCCGGCACUAAUGGUGUCCAAUCAGAUGCCAGCGGUCAUAGUGAUGACCCUUCGGCCCCAGGAAAUGAUCAGAUUGAUCAGGCCGAAGUGCAAAGCGUCAAACCGGAACAGCGAGAUAAUGAACUGAGCGAGGUGGCAUUAAAGCUUCAAACGGAAAUGGAGGAGAAAUGCUUACUGAGGGAACAACUCCAGACACUAGAGAUGUCCAAGCAGGCAGAAAUCACAAAACUACAAGAAGAACAUGCUAAAUUGUCUGAUAAGUUGAAGAAAAAACAAGAGAGCUUCCAGCGGCUACAAGUUGAAAAGGAAGCACUUUACAAUGACAGCAGGACUAAAAUUGAUGAGAUCCAACAGAGGAAAGAGGAGGAGCUCAAAUCCAUAAACCUUCGUGUGCAGAAAUUGCAGACCGAUUUAAUGGCCGCCAACCAGAACGUCACUGAACUGAAGGAGCAGUUGCAGAGUAAACAGAAAGAGCAUGAGAUGGCCAUCCAUGCGCUCAAAGAUCAGGUAGCAUGUCAGAGCGCGGUCAGUCAGGAGCAGGUGGAGGGCAUGCUGAGUGAGAACGAUGCUCUCAGGACAAAUCUAGCAGCCCUAGAACAGAUCCAAACAGUAAAGACACAGGAACAGAAUUUGCUGAGAGAGCAAAAUCUGGCACUAAAUGCAGAGCUUCAGCAGAGAUGCACAGAGCAGGAGAGCUUCCUGGCGCAGAAAGAUGAUCUCAACUCACAGCUACAGGAGUCAAAUCGAGCAAAUAGUCGACUUCUGGAGCAGCUCACUGAACUGGGCCUGGAGAAGGACAAGCUACAGCAGGAGUUAGAGGAGGCCAGAAAGACUGCGGAUAAGCGUAAGGUCAUGCUGGAUGAACUGGCCAUUGAGACGGCGCAGGAGAAGUCACGGCACAAAGAGGAGCUCAGCGAUGUGCGCUUGCAGCAUGAGAAGGCAGUGCUGAGCAUCAGAGCCCGCUAUGAGAAGGAGCUCCGUGGCCUCCAUGAGGAGAAGAACCGCACGGAAGAGGAGAUCCGCUCACAGCUACGAGAUGAGAGAGCUCGUACCAAAGAGCUGGAGGGUCUUCAGCCGUAUGUGGAGGAGUUGAAAGCUCAGGUUCAGUCUAUGGAGGGGACGAAGGGCUGGUUUGAGCGCAGACUCAAGGAAGCAGAGGAGACCAUGGAAAAGAACAAACUGGACCAUGCAGAAGAGAUCCAGCGGCUACAGAAAGAUCACACACUCCAGCUGGAGGCUAAAGAUGUAGAGGUGGAGGCAGUAAAACAGCAAGUGACGGAGAUGCAGAAAGAAAGAGAAGAACUCAACAACACAAUCAGCAAACUCAAACAGGUAUUCUCUGUCCGUCUGGAGGAGCUGGUGUUGUCUGAGAUCAGUUCGCCGAGCCGUACGCAGCAGACGGGUGACAGCAGUAGCAUCUCCUCCUUCAGCUACAGAGAGAUCAUGAAAGAUGGGGCUUCAGCUCCCAGCACCAAUAAGUCCAACACCAGCAGCCCUCAGUCCCAACGCCCUGCUGACCUUUCGGACGAUGAGGUCAGUGAGCUCUUCCAGAGACUCGCCGAGGUCCAGCAGGAGAAGUGGAUGCUGGAGGAGAAGGUGAAACACUUGGAGGUCAGCUGUGCCUCAAUGGCCGAUGACAUCUGUAAAAAGAGUGCCAUUAUUGAGACAUACGUCAUGGACAGCCGAAGAGAUGUAUCCGGAGGAGGUGCGGUGGCCCAUGGUGCUCAGGGUGAACGGGGAGUUUUGAGUUCUGUGCUGAGGGACUUGGUAAAACCUGGAGACGAGAACCUGCGUGAGAUGAACAAAAAGCUGCAGAACAUGCUGGAAGAGCAACUGACAAAGAACAUGCACCUACAGAAGGAUCUGGAAGUUUUGUCUCAGGAGAUCGUGCGUUUGAGUAAAGACGCCACCCCUACGGAAAACUCCAAAGCCACAGGAUAAAACUGGACGCCGUCCACCUGAUUAUUCAGUACCCUACUCUUUCUCUUUCUCUCAUCUUUUCACGGCUACCAGGAGGAAACUACAUCCAUCAACAUCGUACAAAGACCUCCAGCAAUCUCAGAUGUACCAGGAGCACAGAGGGUCAAAACAGAUCAAGUCCAUCUGUGAUUUACAUACUACUGAAUGUACCAUAACACUUUAUAUGUUUGUCUGGGACGGGAAAGUACUGUUAGAAAAGGGUCUGUCGAGCAAACCCUGGCGGCUUGACAUCCGUGAGUGCUCGGGACAGUGGCAUGGCAUCGGUGGUCCAAACAGGACCGUUCUACCCACCACUAAUUCCCCCGUUCAGGAAAGCGUGUGUCUAACGUUGGUGUCCUCAAACUGCUCUCGUUGUUGUAUUGCCUGUUUUGUAUAUUUGAUUCGCUAAAGACACUUACUGUAUGUGUAUAUGGGGCUAUUUAUUCUUGCCAGAAAAUCCAAAUAUCAUCAUGUCUACAUCUUUACAGUAUGCUGCUCGUAUCUGAAAGAAACUGGCUAAAAUCUCAAGUUCUGCACUUCGUUAUAUAAAAAAAAAAAAAUUCAGGAAGUUUUCCAGCGAGAGCGAGAGAGCAUGCAUUUAAUUGCUGCGAUAAUUAUCGGAGCAUUUUUGUGGGGCGCUCAAAAUGUUCCCGUGAAGGAAAGCAGCUCCCUGGACUCCCCUCGUUAAGCAGCAAUCUCUCCGCAGCUUAACGACUCAAUUUGACACCUCUCUGUCUCUCUCGGAACUGACGGCGCUGUCGGGGAACGGACCAAUUUCUCCCAGCGCACACUUGACUCCCAUGAGAAUCUAGCCGCCUGUUUUAGUGUGUAACACCAGUUUGUUUUGUGCACGUCAACGCCCUAUCGUUUUUUUUGUGAAUGUUGCAACAUGAUUCUGCUUUUAUGCAUUUAUGCAGUUUUUGCGAACAUUUUAAAUUCUGAUGCACUCAGAAAUAUUUUAUUUGGAGAGUGUAACGUUAAUUUAAUCGUUGGUCCUCAAACUCCAUGUUUUGGAUCCAUUGUAUCUUGAUUUUUCCAAUCGUUUACCAACGAACUACAGCUCUUAGUCAGAAAAGACGCCAUUUCAUUUAACGCAAAUGAAAGCUCAUCAUUGAGUUGGCGAAAUAUCAGCCUCUUUUUCAUUCAUGUCAAAUUAAAUAUGGCACAUGCUCCAUUGAUCAUUUUAGGUGCAAUGAAUAUUGACCAAUUAUUUGCUUAGUUCGUUCUGAUUGCACAACAGAACAUAGUAGAUUGAACAUUUCACGUGACAUUAUGGAUUUAGUGUCCACCUUAUUCCUCAACGGUUCUGUAUUAAUUUAGAGAUAUAUAUGUAUAUUCACCUUGGCAAAAUUAUGUUUUAUGAUUUGUGAGAUGUGAACGAUUUGCAGAUCUUUGCAAUGCUUUAAGCUUUAUUACGACGACUGUUCGUUUCCAUGUUCUUGGCACAUGAGCGUGACGUUCGUGCAUGG